Molecule: messenger RNA, 1545 nt
Organism: Sinocyclocheilus rhinocerous
Lineage: Eukaryota; Metazoa; Chordata; Actinopteri; Cypriniformes; Cyprinidae
Product: putative adenosylhomocysteinase 3
Exons: 16
Coding region: 55-1545 (496 amino acids)
Biological process (GO): L-methionine cycle
Cellular component (GO): cytosol
Source: RefSeq, a predicted model, not a curated record
UUUAAAUGCUUACGUGGGAGUUAUUCUAAGCUUUUCUCAAGAGGAUCAGACACCAUGAGGAAAGUCUACAGCCUGCAAAUCCAGUAUCCUGAGCAGACACGAGAAUUUGACAGUCGAUUAACAAAGACGGGACGCCGCUCCCUGUCCCAUUCCAUUUCUCAUUCCUCUACAGACAGCAACAGCUCAGGGGGUUCAGAUGCAGAAAAUCCAGAAGAUGAGGUCUCUCCUCGAGACAUGCAACAGAUUAACUCUAAAGGGAGCAGGGACUUCUGCAUCAAAAACAUCAAACUGGCAGACUUUGGCCGUCGAGAGAUAGAACUUGCAGAGGAUGAGAUGACUGCACUAAUGGCCUUGAGAAAAGCUACCCAGGUUGAGAAACCAUUGGCAGGGGCUAAAAUAGUGGGAUGCACUCAUGUCACGGCCCAGACAGCUGUGCUGUUUGAGACUCUGAUGGUAUUAGGGGCUCAGUGUAGGUGGGCAGCCUGCAAUAUUUACUCCACUCAGGAUGAAGUGGCUGCUGCUUUAGCAGAGCAAGAUUUUCCAGUGUUUGCAUGGAAGGGAGAAUCUGAGGAUGACUUCUGGUGGUGUAUUGAUCGCUGUGUAAAUGUGGAGGGCUGGGAGCCAAAUAUGAUCCUCGAUGAUGGAGGAGAUAUGACACAUUGGAUAUACAAGAAAUAUCCUCACCUCUUCAAGAAAGUCAAGGGUAUUGUUGAAGAAAGUAUCACAGGCAUUCACAGACUUCAUCACCUCUCUAAAGCUGGAAAACUAUGUGUGCCAGCCAUAAAUGUGAAUGACUCGGUCACUAAACAAAAGUUUGACAAUCUCUACUGCUGCAGGGAGUCCAUUCUGGAUAGUCUGAAAAAGACGGCUGAUAUCAUGUUUGGGGGAAAGCAGGUGGUCGUAUGUGGAUAUGGAGAGGUGGGAAAAGGUUGUUCUGAAGCUCUGAAAGCAAUGGGGUCUGUUGUGUAUGUAACCGAAAUCGACCCCAUCUGUGCUCUACAAGCAUGCAUGGAUGGCUUUCGAUUGGCCAAACUAGGUGAUGUUGUCAGACAAGUGGACAUGGUCAUCACCUGCACAGGUAACAAAAACGUUGUAGUGAGGGAACACAUGGACCUAAUGAAGAAUGGCUGCGUUGUCUGCAACAUGGGACGCUCUAAUACAGAAAUCGAUGUUAGCAGUCUAAGAACCCCAGAGUUAGUAUGGCAGCAUGUGAGAGCGCAAGUGGAUCACAUUAUUUGGCCUGGUGGCAAGAGAAUAGUACUACUUGCAGAGGGCCGUGUCCUUAAUCUAAGCUCCUCCACUGUACCCACAUACGUGCUUUCCAUCACAGCCACCGCACAGGCUUUGGCAUUGAUCGAGCUCUUCAAUGCCCCUGAGGGCCGUUACAAGCAAGAUGUCUAUCUCCUUCCAAAGAAACUGGAUGAGUAUGUUGCAAGCCUGCACCUGCAGACCUUUGACGCACACCUGACUGAGCUCACCGAUGAACAAGCCAAAUACAUGGGCUUGAGUAAAUACGGCCCCUUCAAACCCAGUUUCUACAGGUGA